Messenger RNA from Dermacentor silvarum, 5221 nucleotides. RefSeq lists its product as uncharacterized. Lineage: Eukaryota; Metazoa; Arthropoda; Arachnida; Ixodida; Ixodidae. The transcript has 2 exons. Gene Ontology annotation, biological process: cell surface receptor signaling pathway; G protein-coupled receptor signaling pathway. Gene Ontology annotation, molecular function: G protein-coupled receptor activity. The record is from RefSeq and is a predicted model, not a curated record. Gene Ontology annotation, cellular component: membrane. Bases 494 to 2458 code for a protein of 654 amino acids.
CAGACUGUUUGAAAAAACCGGUCUCCGAGGGCUACUCGAGCGAAGGAUUGUGUCGGUCUCCGAGACGCUCGCUUUCCCUUUUACCGACGACGGCGCCUCGAGAGGGGAGAGUUCUGCGAGGGGGUGUCGCUCGCGUCACAUCAGCCGGCAAAUCUCGCUUUUCGUAUAUUUGGCUCGGGUGCAGGGGAAGAAGAAGGCCGGGCGGGCGCCCCAGAGAAGAAGGGUGCCGCAUGUUCGGUGACUGUACGCUCUUUCGAAUGCAUGCGCGUCGGUUGAGAAACGGAAAAAACCGCGAGGACAUCCCCGGUCAUCGAAAGCGUACGCUCGUAAUUUUGGGAUCGCCAUCGAGCAGCCUUCGUCUGUGGUUUGACUCUGCGAGGCCGACCAUUCGUCACGCGAGACGUCGCUCUCAGUGCGAGGCAGAGGGCCUCGGAAUGGAACCGCGAAGUGUCACCUGACAAAAUAAUCCUCUCUCCGGAUCGCGCCACAAGCAAUGAAGACGCUGCUGACUCUUCUGCUGCUUCUGUGGACAGCCGUGCUGCGCGGCAGCACGUUUGCCUUUCACGUGGACUGUAACGUCACGCUUCCGUGGACCGCGAAGGCCGAAGAACACGAUGACGUCCCCAGAGAUCUAUUCGAGGAGCUACUUCGCUGCCCUGCUGGACUCAACGGCUGCGCUUCGUCGCCCGUCGAGUGCGCGCUGAACCUGUUCGCGGUGACGUGCUCGUGCGCGACCAACUGCGAGGCGUACGGCGACUGCUGCUGGGAGGCGGGUUCGACUCUCGCUCGACCUAGCGCAGCCGCAUGCGUGACGCUAAACGUCAAAGGCCUCUACGACAAGGACAUCUACGUGGUGACGGGAUGCAACCGCGAGUGGCCCCGGGACCAGGUGCGAGAUGCGUGCGAAAACGUCGACACGUACAACGACACGUUUUACGCGAUUCCCGUGACGAGUGAGCGGAACGUGACGUACCUGAAUGCCUUCUGUGCGCUCUGCAAUUACGACUUGGACAGCACGACCACGUUUUGGAACUCGACCGGCGCGAGCCAGAGGUCGGUGACGCACGCCAUACCGAGGUUCGUUGAGAGAAACGGCGAGCAUUUGCUUAGGCCAUGUGCGCGUGGUAUCCAGAUUAACGAGACGUGUCCCCAAGGUUCCGAUUCAGAACACAGCCGCAAGUGUGCGACGUACUUCGCGCCCGUGAAGCACAAAGGCAAUGAGUCGGAAGUCGUGUACAAGAAUGUCUACUGCGCGCUGUGCCAUGGUGUCGAGGCAACGCUGCUGGAGUGCGCGCCGGCGGAAGUGGUGCCGGACUUACGAGACAGACCUCGGUUGAGGUCCUUCCUCGGUCCAAACCUGGUGUCCCUCUUCAAACCGGUGGUCACCAGCGAUUCUUGUUUCUCCUGGCACGGUGACAAAUGUUACAUCAGAGCUCCCGACUACCGCUACGCCAACGUGACGGCCCAGAACGAGACAAUGGCUAAUUUGGAAACCAACGCGACGUCGCCAGCGCGCCGGAGAUGGUACGGAGUGCAAAACUACCUCACCAUCGUCUGCCUCAGCCUCUCCCUCGCGUGCCUGCUCCUGAAGGGUGUGGUGUACGUUCUAUACAGGCACUCGCGGUCGUUCUCGUCCAAAUGCACCCUUUGUCUCUCGGUGACCUUGUUCUGGAGCCAGUUGAUCUUCCUUUUAGCGAACAGCUUCAAGGUCCCCGCGCCGUUCUGCGCAGUGCUGGCCCUGGUCCUGCACUACGGGUUUCUCUCCACGUUCUUCUGGACAAGCGUUCUGUCGUUUGACAUAUGGAAGAACGUCGCCGCUGUGGUGCACCUACCGUCAGGGCGCCACGGAUGCGGAUUCUUCGCCUACUGUCUCAUCGCCUGGGGAGGACCGUCGGUCAUCGCCGGCCUCAGCGCUGUGCUCAACUGGACAGUGCGGUCCACUUUCCCGCUGUCUCCGCGAUACGGCCACUUCGGCUGCUGGAUCGGCAGCACAGGGGCGCAGGCAGUGUUCUUCCUGCUUCCCAUGAUGCUGUUGCUUCUACUGGACUUGUGUCUUUACGCGCACAUCGUGAUUCACAUCCGCCACACGUCGAGCCAGACCGCGGGAUUCGACUUCAAGGGAGGCGGACAGCGAUCCCACAUGGCGCUGUUCGUCAAGCUGGCGUUAAUCAUGGGCACCACGUGGCUUACGGGAUUCGUGGGAGCCUUCGUCGACGUCCUCGCUGUGGACAUCAUCGUGAUCGUUCUGGUGGGACUACAAGGCGUGUACUUGUUCUUCGGAUUCAGGGAUUAUCGUCACUUCCUGCCUAAGCGUUUCUUCCGGAAGGAUCUGGAACGGACCACCAGCGCCUCCAGCGGCAACACGGUGCUGGCGGCGAGCGUCGCGAGGGACCCUAACGGAAGUGUUCACGAACUCCACCGGAAGCGCAGUUUUGACAUCAUCGAGAGACCAAAGUGACCCCUUCCUCACUUUAUCAGAGUGCUUCCUUUCUAAACUCACGUGAGACGUGAAUGCGUGUGCGUGUGUAUUUUGUGUUAUUUAUUUUUCCUAACUCUGACAAAGAACAAGAAGCUGCAAAGGUUCGUAAGCACAAACAAGACGGACAUCAUUUAGUCUGCUGUGCGUAGUGCUGUUGUGCAACUUUGAACACUCAUGCCGUUCCUUUGACCCCCUGCUUCCGCUUUUUCAAUUGGCAGCCCGAUUACUUUCUGAUGGUGCUUGCCAAGAACGCAGGGAGGUUGCUCAUCACUUUGUCUUCACGUCAAUCCGAGUGUACAUUUCUCGCUUUCAUUUUUUCCGGCUGCUCGUAAAAUAACACCAUGCAACACUUUUCGUUGCGGCCAUCUUUUAGACUAAAAGUGAGAUAUAAAAUUGCGAACAGUUGAAAUUAUGUUUGCGGUACUGAACAUAAGGAAAAUACUGUUGCUGAAGUUAUCACGUGAUAGAUGAUGAUGCUAUGAAAAAGUUGCGAGCUAUCAUGGCGAGCUAGCAGUUUAACAGGUAAGCACCGUGUACUUAAUUAUGUUGCCUGAACUACCUUUUUAGGCAGUCAAGUAUUUUGACAGUGCACAUGUAUGAAUGAUGUUAAUGGUAGUAGUGUCAUCAGCGGUAUUACGGGCAAAUGAAUUGCGACCAAGGCACAGUUGAGCCAAGAAUCAGGGCUAAGUUACACACAGUCGCGCGCUUGGCAUUUCUACCAGGUCUUACCUUAAGCUUGGUGCUUUUUUAUGCCUCUGUAUUCAGUAAUUGUGUGCCCGCAGAGAUAAUUAAAGUAUUAGAGCACAUCUGAAUCAUUGUUUGUAAUAGCAUUAUAGUCAUAUAAAGCCAACAUGCAAUAAAGAAAAGGAAUGCAUAGAGAAAAUUAUUUGUUACUUUAAUUGAAAUGUACAAAUGAUAUAGUAAAGGGAAUUGAACGUCGGUGAAAAAACAAAUUGCCCCAGGUGGGAUCCGAACCCACGUCUUCGCAUUACGCAUGCGACGCUUUUACCAAUUGAGCUACCACGGCGCCGUUUUACCGUCUACUUUCUUCUUAUUAGUACACUAAUACGUGUACUACAUCUAUCUCUGGGAGCGUUAGCUAGAGCCACAACUCACGACCAUGGCGGCAGGUGUAGAAAUUCCUUGAUACCGCAGGCGUCAUGUUGUACGUCAGCUUGGGAGAAGGCAACUGGCCAAUAAGCCCCGUGCGCUACCUGAAGACGUAGGCUACCUCAUAUGCUACCUCGUAUACCAACCGUUAUUUGCAUUCAUUUGACCUUUCUAUGCAACAGUGACUGUUACAUUGACUUCUCGAAGUGAAGAAGAACUACACUCUAAAAAAAGUUUACAGCCUUUGGGUCGUAUCUUGUCCCCAAACGAUAAUCCUCAUCUGCCUUGCUUGCGUUUCCUUUCUUUAAAACCCAGCGCUCGCUACUUUCCUGCCGAGAAUGCUGUGUAACGCUGAUAACGCGCAAGCCUUUCGUGACUAGGAAGUACCGGGCUCGCAGCGUUAAAAAAGGAAAUGCGCACAAGACAGAUGACGAUUAUUGUUUGCGAACAAGAUAUACGACCCAAAGGGUGUAAACUUUUUUAGUCUUUACCUUGUCGCUUACGCGUGGCAUUCACCAACGUAUACUCAUUAUUGAUGAGAAUGAACGAUAAUGCCGAUCGCAAUGCCUGCGGUUGCGAAGAAACUGCUGAACGCCUUCUAUGCUAUAGUCCGUCCUUCAAAGAUGAGACUUGCCCUUCGCAUCGCUUUAAACUAGCUAGACGGAUGACCUUUAUCACUGAACAACGUUUCAAUAUUAGCCAUGGUUUCGCUAUCACAGCUGGUGAAGGCCAGAGAAUAGCUGCUGCGAUUCCCGAAGGCAACCUGACUGAGCGAUCGUCUGUGACACAGCGCUCCCGUUACGUCGGCGACGCAAGUGCACAUCAAUACUUAACUUUCUCUCCUUCUCUUAACUUUUGCACUUAAAUUGCCACUCCAGGCGAAUUUUCGCCGUCGCUGCCGUCGUGAUGUUCGGGAUAUCUAUGUAAAUGAAUAAACUUAAAUAAAUUUGUUUGAUAGCAGGAUUCGAACACAGUACCUAUAGCACACAGGCCCGAUACUGUGACCAAUAGGCCUUCCUACCUUGCCAUCCCUUUCAAUGCUACGCCUUUCGGGUGAAAUUGCCAUUUGUUUUCUUCUCUUUCUAAUUCCCACAGUGCAAGGCAGCCAACCGGCCUCAGCCGUGGCUAACCUCCUUGUCUUUGAUUGAUCGUUUUCUCUCUCUAUCGCUCUCUCUUCAAUGCACUCCUGACCACCGAAAGGCUUGAGAGUAUAUGUUGUGGCAUUGCGCUCCGAAGCUUUACCUGUCUCACAGCGGACGCCAUGGGGAAGGGGGUCCGGGGUAAUUUUCGCUCCCUGAGCUUCUCACAGCAAUACAGUACAUGAGCCUAUUUGUAUUCCGUCGUCAUAGUAGUUAUGCGACCUCGUGCGCGGCAACAACAAUAUAGGCAUUCAUGGAGCCACCACGAUGCACUGUAGUCGGAACACGGUAGCUGGGACGAAAUUAGAUUUCCUUGUAGACGACUAAUUGUUCCUAAAAUGAAAGCACGCAAUCUGCACACGUCAUGAGUCCAGCACAGCGCCUUCGAAGCUCAUGCGUAACAGGAAUGAAAAAAAAAAAUCUUUUAGCAAUUUUAAUUUCUUGUUAAAAUGCUUGUAUAUGGUCCGGAAGCUGCCUGAAGAUAUAGUGACAA